Messenger RNA from Equus quagga, 2642 nucleotides. It is a transcript of the gene GPR132, whose product is annotated as G protein-coupled receptor 132. The transcript is spliced from 3 exons. The record is from RefSeq and is a predicted model, not a curated record. Gene Ontology annotation, cellular component: membrane. Lineage: Eukaryota; Metazoa; Chordata; Mammalia; Perissodactyla; Equidae. The coding region runs from base 139 to 1188 and encodes 349 amino acids. Gene Ontology annotation, biological process: negative regulation of G2/M transition of mitotic cell cycle; G protein-coupled receptor signaling pathway; G1/S transition of mitotic cell cycle. Gene Ontology annotation, molecular function: G protein-coupled receptor activity.
GGGAGCUCGAGGCAUGCCGGAGCGGGGUGGCCUGGGUCCUUUUAAACUCUUGGAGUAAACCUCUCAGUGGGACGGACAAGACUCCGGACGGGUGCUGGAGAGCUUACUGCAGGGCUGCCUGAAACCGGACCCGCGAAGAUGCUUGGAAACGCCACCCCAAUGACCCUGUCUCCUGGCAUAGCUUCCUCCAACUGCAACGUGUCCUUCGAGGAGAGCAGAGUGUUCCUGGUGGUGGUGUACGGCGCCGUGUGUGCGCUGGGCCUGCCGGCCAACUGCCUGACGGCGUGGCUGACGCUGCUGCAGGCGCUCCAGGGCAACGUGCUGGCCGUCUACCUGUUCUGCCUGGCGCUGUGCGAGCUGCUGUACAUCAGCACCCUGCCGCUCUGGAUCCUCUACAUCUGGAAACAGCACCGCUGGACCCUGGGCCUGUGGGCCUGCAAGGUGACUGGCUACAUCUUUUUCUGCAACCUGUACGUCAGCAUCCUCUUCCUGUGCUGCAUCUCCUGCGACCGCUUCAUGGCGGUGGUGUACGCUCUGGAGAGCCGGGGCCACCGCCAGCAGAAGACUGCCAUCCUCAUCUCCGUGUCCGUCUUUGUUCUUGUCGGGCUUGUCCACUACCCAGUGUUCCAAAUGGAAGAGAAGGACACCUGCUUCGAGACGCUGCCGAUGACCAGCAAGAUCGCCAGCUACUACUACUCACGGUUCACCGUCGGCUUCGCCAUCCCUCUCGCCAUCAUUGCCUUCACCAACCAGCGGAUCUUCAGGAGCGUCAAGCUGAGCGUGGGCCUGAGCGCCGCCCGGAAGGCCAAGGUGAAGAACUUGGCCACCGCAGUCGUGGUCAUCUUCCUGGUCUGCUUCGCCCCCUACCACGUGGUGCUCCUCAUCAAAGCCAUCGCCUUCUCCUACUACCAAGGAGACGUGGUCUCCGUGUGUGCCUUCGAAGGCAGCCUGUACACGGUCUCUGUGGUGUUCCUCUGCCUGUCCACGGUGAACAGCGUGGCCGACCCCAUCAUCUAUGUGCUGGCCAGCCGUUCACGGCAAGAAGCAUUUGGAAUUCACAAGGUGUGGAAAAAGUGGUCCACAAAGACGGAUGUCACCUGCUCGAAGGACUCAGAGGAGGUGCAAUUGCCCAUGUCACUCGCAAAUGGCCACAUGUCCCCGAGGCCUGUCCAUGCGCCAGAGUCAUAGCUGGCACAUGGGGCUCACUGUGUGCCCUGGAGAGGCUGAACAAACACUCCUGCUGAGCCCAGUGUGCUGCAGGGUGGGAUGGCCGGUGCAGGAGCCUGGGGGCCUGCUGCCUGGCCCCCCCACUGAGCCCACCAGCUGGGGUCUGUGGUGCUGGUUGUGCAGCCCCUCGGGAAGACACGCCAUCGAUUGCUCACUCCUGGAGCCACACCCUGCGGGAGCCUCUGCCCCUUGGAGGUCCCAAUCCGCUAGGCUCUCCCACUGGGUGCAGAAGCCCCACGUGGAAGGUGGCGGCACGCCCAGAGUCAGGUGAUGCUUCCGGCUGCAGGGAGCCCGGGGAGCUGGCAGCAGGCGAGGGGCUUCUUCAUACGUGGCUUGUUCUGGCUGGAUCUCUCGGCCAUUAGCAAACAGCAGGGCUGCUGGCAGAGGCCACGUGCCUGCCUGGUACUGCCGGCAGCUGGCACAUGCCGUGCACGGGCUGGGGGCCCGGUCAGCAUCCAUGGUGAUGACUUUAUUUUCUGUGCUUUUCUGCCAGCGUUGAUUGGAUGAUGGUGACAGUACAUUGUGGGGCCUUCGUGCUUCUGCCUCAGCACAUGUGUGCAAACUGUGCAUCUUUGCACAGUGCCCAGCCACUGUGGGACAGCCAGGAUGCAGGCGGGGGCAGGAGCCCAGCCCUGAGGGCCCUCGGCUGGGGCUGGCUCUGUGCUGAGCAGGUCUGACGCUGUAGGCUGCUUCGGACCCCUUGCGGCAGCUGCGGGGAAGUCUGCCAGCUGCUCUGGCUCCCAGCAGGGCAGCCCACGUGUCCUCAGCAUGGAGCCCCAGGAGCUCAUGUCAGGAGCACCCGUCAGCUAGAAACAUUGCUGGGCUCCCCAGGAAGGCGGCACACCUGCUGACGAGGCUCAGAGGAUGGUUGGAAGUCCUUCACAUCAACGCCUUCUGGCUUCGUUGUCAGGGGAGAGGCCAGCCGAGGGUUCGGGACAGAGCGAACUGGGAGCAGGCAGGUGACGGCCCCUCCGCCUCCAGCCCCUCACUAAGGUGCGUAUGGGGCCCGGAUGGAGCCCGGAACUGGGUCUGCCGUGUGGCCGAGAGAAAGUGGGUGCCCUGCAAACCACACAGCUCAGAGUCAGAUCCUGGCUCUGCCCCUGACAAGCCUCAUCUAGGCCAGGUCGUGUCGCUGCCUCAGUUUCCCCGUCUGUAGCAAGGCCAACGACACCUACCUCACCGAGUCAGCGUCAGGUGCUGGCCCACUACCUCUGCCUCAAGCACUUCACCCCUACCCCCAGCACAGCGCUGUGAACCAGCGAACCAGCGAGCUCAGCAGGCCCCCUGGGGCGUGGAGGGCCUGGCACCCGUGACACACAGUGCAGCGUCCCUUUGCCGUGGAAGCUCUGCUGGGCCGUAGUGCUGAAUUAUGUUCUCAUUUCUGUACGGCUGCUGUCGACUGUCCUUCUUCACUG